UGAUAAAAAAAGAGAAAAAACUGCACAUGAUGUUGAUGGCAUUAAUGGAUGGAUGAUUACUUGGGCCAAUAAAAAUAUAUUUGAAAUAGAUGGAAAAGCGUUUUUUGAUGAAGAUGAAUUAUAUUGUGAAAAUGAAGAUAAUGAAUUAUCAGAAGUGGAAGAGAAUUUAAAUGAUAAGAUUAUGGAAAGUGAUGAAGGAAGUUAUAAUGAAUCAAAUGGGUCAGAUAGCACAGUUGAAUUAUAUGAAUCAGAUAGAUAUGAUUAUAAAUAA
This is a messenger RNA of Entrophospora candida, 271 nucleotides long. Lineage: Eukaryota; Fungi; Glomeromycota; Glomeromycetes; Entrophosporales; Entrophosporaceae. The record is from the annotation of a GenBank genome assembly.